This is a messenger RNA of Peronospora belbahrii, 1578 nucleotides long. The record is from the annotation of a GenBank genome assembly. NCBI's taxonomy places the organism in Eukaryota, Oomycota, Peronosporomycetes, Peronosporales, Peronosporaceae.
AUGAAGACUGUUGUCGAAUUGCCUAAGUUAAGGAUCCCAAUCGAGGCGACUCGUCAACCAUACAAAACAGGCCGAAGCUUUGACAAUACCCAUAGGAGAGGUUCUGCCGCCGUGUAUUACUCAACGCUACCAGUUUUCUUCAAGACGAAAGAGUUGCUAAGCGUCACCGAGCAGUUGCCACACCAGCCUACCAUGCGCUCACCGUCGUCUCCGUCCACUUUCUUCACUCAGCCAGAAACGACAAAGUUCGGCUUAGCCCCACUCCUCGAAGCCGCUGAGCAAGUACGUCCAUCAGCGGCCGAGACUCUGCCGCCACUUUAUGGCCACACUAGGCCACACAAGCGAGAGCACACUCACACUAUUCCCACUAUUAUGCAUGCCACGGCUUGCUGUUCAAGCGAUAAUUUGGCAGUGUCGAAGAGAGCCCGCAUCGACUCGGACGUAGACCUGGACGUGCAGGCUUCAAAUACCUUGCUUGGUCGCAUGCCUCUUCAGUCCAUGAUCUACCCUUUGGCUACUCAGCAGCAGCUGCCACCACAAGUGCUUUACAACCAGCCGAAUGAACGAUACGCCUUCUCGUGCGUGUCGACAACCAAAGCACAGAGUCCCAAAAUGGCCAGUUUACAAUCACCACGUGCACACGAACUGCCGAUUUACUCGGGUGCCUCGGUCUGGGAAGUUGUAUUGUCUACAGGCAAAUUUCCGGCAGACGUAUGCCUUAGUGAAAACGGAAGUGGGGGUGAAACAUCCCAAAUUGCUAUGUUAAACCUUUGCGAGAUCCAGUCUCGAAGUGAAGAUGUCACUGACACAGAAAUCAAUAGUGAAGCGAAGCAGGACCGGUCGCCGCCUGUUAACGUAAAAGAGCAUACCCCUGCAAUUAUUCGGGACAUAAAGAAAGGAGAGGUGGUUUUCCCACUUAGCGCAUCGAUACGGAAGCUCGCUGGCAAUACCCGACAACGCCAGACCAUGCGGAUCAGCAAGAAGUCUCCCAGCUAUUUUUUGAGUCUUCGUGGCCCGAUUAAUCAGGAGCACGAGUCUACGGGUUUCCGCGACGGGUCGUUUAACCCGCUUAGUCUCAAGUCAAUUAUGAAUUACGAGUCCAAUGCAUCACCAUCCUCCGAUGUUCAUGUUGUGGCAGAGUCGAUUGUCCAGUCGAACAUCAUUCGACAGAUAUCAAGCAGCAGAAGCGUCAAGUCAACGAAGCAGCCGACUCAACGAAUGCUUAAGCGGUCCGACUACUCGCAGCACGGCAUGGUUCGUAGUGGCCGGUGGUCGGUGGAGGAAGAAAAUUACGCCAAAGCAAUGAUCAAGGCGUUCAAGGCCGGUUACCUUCCACUACAUGGCAAUGUGUCAUUACGCAAGUUUCUGUCCGAGGUGCUGGUGUGUCACCCGAUGCGUAUCAGCAAAAAGUUUGUAGGUUACGUUCGUAAGUACCAUUGGUACCGGAUUGCCGCCGGCACGUGCGACUCGAAAGCCAAGCAGCAGGCGUUGUACCAGUUGAGGCAUCUUGAGCGUGCAUUCUGGACAUCUUUGCAGCAAAGCCGUGAAUGUCCUUCCGGCUUCCAUCACGACGACUAG